AUGUGCAGAGAAAGUAUCUUUUUAUGUCUGAUCUUUAUCAUCAUGUUUCAUCAACAAACAAUUGUCAUUGGCUUCCGACAACAAUCUGUUGGUGUCCGAGGUCGUCUUCUAUGUGGCAAUGAAAGUUUACCAAAUACACAAGUAAAAUUAUGGGACAAAAAUACAAUUGGUAUGGAUGAUCAAUUGGCAGCAAUGAAAACGAAUGCAGAUGGAAGUUAUGAGCUAAAAGGCGGCAUUGGAUCAAUAUUUGGGAUGAAUGUUGUUUUGAAAAUUUAUCAUGAUUGCGAUGAUGGGAUCAAGCCUUGUCAACGGAAAGUAGUACUCGGUAUCCCGGAUAGUUAUGUUACUCGUUCGAGUAAUGUGGAACAGUGGUUUAAUGCAGGAGAACUGAACAUGCAAUUCAAAUUUCCAAAUGAAGAACGAAGCUGUAUCAAUUAA
This is a messenger RNA of Cercopithifilaria johnstoni, 438 nucleotides long. Lineage: Eukaryota; Metazoa; Nematoda; Chromadorea; Rhabditida; Onchocercidae. The record is from the annotation of a GenBank genome assembly.